Messenger RNA from Lepus europaeus (European hare), 1872 nucleotides. It is a transcript of the gene PLVAP, whose product is annotated as plasmalemma vesicle associated protein. Lineage: Eukaryota; Metazoa; Chordata; Mammalia; Lagomorpha; Leporidae. Gene Ontology annotation, biological process: positive regulation of cellular extravasation; regulation of vascular permeability. Bases 58 to 1374 code for a protein of 438 amino acids. Gene Ontology annotation, cellular component: caveola. The record is from RefSeq and is a predicted model, not a curated record. The transcript has 6 exons.
GGAAGUACUAAGAGGAGUCAUCCAAACAGAGCCCCCGCAGCCGCAGCCGCAGCGAGCAUGGAGCGCGAGCGGCCGUACCUGCGCGCGGGGGGCCGCCCGCACGGCUGCUGGUACUACCUGCGCUACUUCUUCCUCUUCGUGUCGCUCAUCCAGUUCCUCAUCAUCCUGGGGCUCGUGCUCUUCAUGGUGUACGGCAACGUGCACGUGAGCACCGAGUCCGACCUGCAGGCCACCAAGCGGCUCGCCGACGACCUGUACCGCCGCGUGGUCGAGCUCACGGCCACGAGCGGCAACCUCAGCAAGGAUCUCAACGUGACGACGCGCGCCAAGGACGCCAUCAUGCAGAUGCUGCUGGGCGCGCGGCGCGAACAGGACCGCAUCAACUCCAGCUUCCGCCAGUGUCAGAGCGAGCGGCUCAUCUACAUCAACAACCUGCGCUACAUGGCCGCCAUCAUCCUGAGUGAGCAGCAGUGCCAAGACCAACUGAAAGAGCUUAAUAAGAGCUGCAACACUUUGAUGGCUGAACUGCGCCAGAAAGCCAACCUGCUGGAGCUGGAGCUGACCAAGAAGAACAACUUGUUCACCACGGACAAGCAGAACCUGGAGAAGGACAAGCGGAUGAAGGAGGAGCGGCUGGGAGAGUGUGUGAAACUGCAGGAGCAGCAGCAGCUGGAGCGGCAGCUGGCGGAGCAGCGGCUGCAGAAAGUGCAAGACAUGUGCCUUCAGUUCGACAAGGAGACGUUCGCGACGGAGGUGCAGAACCUCUGGAGAGACUCCAUCAUCUCCCGCGCCCUGGGCAACCUCAACUACAACUUCUACAACCCGCUGGGCCUGGACCUGGCCACCAUCCACAGGACUUGCGAGCAGCUGCCGGCCAUCGUGGCAUCCAAGGUGGAGGAGCUGGUCCGGAGCCUGCGGCUGCGCAUCGAACACGUGGCCCGUGAGAACACGGAGCUGCAGCGCCAGAAGGCGGAGGUGGAGCAGGCCCUGAAGGCCGCUCAGGCGGCCGGGGAGAAAGCAGAGAAGGAGGCGCAGGGCCGGGAGGCCAAGCUGCAGGCGGAGAGCACCCGGCAGACCCAGCUGGCCCUGGAGGAGAAGGCGGCCCUGCGCAAGGAGCGAGACGGCUUGGCCAAGGAGCUGGAGCAGAAGAAGCGCGAGGCGGAGCAGCUCAAGGUGCAGUGGGACGUCAGCAACACGGCCCUGGACACCUGCAUCAAGGCCAAGUCCCAGGUGGUGCUUCCGCCGAGACCCCCGGGUCCCUCCUCCAACAUCCAGCCCAUCGACAAAGCCAGCCUGGAGGAGUUUAAGAAGAAGAUCCUGGAGUCCCAUGGGUCCUCUGUGGGCAGCGUCAUCGUCGUCCCGUCCAACGGCUGAGAAGGCCUCGGCCCCCAAGACGGACGACCGGGGCAGCCGCGGCAUUGGAUGCGUCCACCCUCCCGCUGGGCCUGUGCUCGGCAUUGGAUGCGUCCACCCUCCCGCUGGGCCUGUGCUCGGGGCCUCCGCACGCGCACACACACGCUGUCACAGCCCCCUCCCCCACGCCGCCCCUCCCCCCUAGCCCUGGCACUGACGUCACAGGGGCGCAGGGGGGCGGGGGCCGGCGCUGUCCAGCAGCCACUGUCCCACGCACAGGCUCCCACGCGCGCCGGCCGCCCCGCCCUGUGCCCUGCUCGCCUUAUCUCUGCCCGCCCAGGCCUGGGAGGUGCGAACCGGAAGCCAUCGCUUCUGCCGGUCUCCAGGCUCCCCCCGCGGCGGGACUUGGCGCUCGGGCUGCAGACUGCACGGGAAGCCGCCUCCUUCCUCCCUCUCCCCCACACCCAGCGGCCCAUAAAUAUACUCCCGACACUUAAUAAAUACAUGUAGUGCACCCAC